This is a messenger RNA of Rotaria sp. Silwood2, 288 nucleotides long. The record is from the annotation of a GenBank genome assembly. Lineage: Eukaryota; Metazoa; Rotifera; Eurotatoria; Philodinida; Philodinidae.
AUGGGUAAAGCACUUGUUUUAGAAACACUUGUAUUACUUCAUUGGUGUCAAAAAAUGAAAUUAACACCAGCUAUUUUACAUGGUUUUUCUCUUGGUGGACAUAUGGCUUCAUUAACAUUUACAAAUUGGCCUGUUCCACUUUCUCUUGUAUCCUGUGCUUCUUGGUCAUCAAGCUCAACAGUAUUUUGUGAUGGUGUACUUUCACGUACUAUUCCAUGGUCUCUUUUAAAACGACAAUUCUAUGAAAAUAAAGCCUAUCAAACAUUUUAUGAUUAUUUACGUGAAUGA